Messenger RNA from Bursaphelenchus xylophilus (pine wood nematode), 990 nucleotides. The record is from the annotation of a GenBank genome assembly. Lineage: Eukaryota; Metazoa; Nematoda; Chromadorea; Rhabditida; Aphelenchoididae.
AUGAACUCGAGUAAACCCAAGUCCAAAUCCAAGAGUUCUGCUACCCAAGAGAAGAGCCAGCCUUCUGUUGCUCCUUCUCUUUCUUCAGACUUCCCUGGACUCCUCCAGAUAGAAGCACUGAUGAAAGAAGCUGGAGUUUCCGAAUGGGAUCGAGGAGUAUCCUUCCAAGUCCACGACAUGGCCGUGCAGAUGAUAAAAAGUAUAAUCAAAAACGCGGAGGCAAUAAAAGAGCACAGAGAAGGAAAAGCAGUUGAGGAUGAGGAUUUGGACGUUGCAAUCGAAAGCUUUCGUAAGUUUAGAGAACUUUAUUCAUAUUACAGAAGCUUUUUCAAAGCAACGAGAAAAUGAAAAAAAGCGAAAAUAUCUUAAUUCUACUUAUUUGUAAUCCUCAAAUAUUGAACUUCUUUUUUCACCCUCAAACCUUUAUUUUCAGACGACUCCUUCACUACCGCUCCAGUCAUUGACGGAUCAGAUCCUCUCUUUAACAAUGUCCAGAUAGUAAACAACAAAGCAUUACCUCCCGUUCGGACAGAUUACGGUUACCAUCUUCCAACGGAACGAUUCCUUCAAGUCCAGCCAGACUUUGAAGUCAAUGACGACGUUUAUGAAGAGAGCCUUAAGAACGCGUUAGCCUCAAGUUAUGAGACUACAUUUCCCCCUCCGCCUCCAAAACGUCCGCAUAUGGAUACAACAGUCCAGCAAGUUCAACAUGUCCAACGGACAAUUCAAAGAGCUCCACCAUCGGAGAGCACCGGGACUUUUCGAAUUACCCUUUCGUCUGGACCUUCAACAGCUUCCGCAGCUCCCAGCGGAUACUCUGCACCUCCGCAGAAUCAACAGUAUGUCCAGAUCGAAAGUCAAGUUCAUCAUGAAGCGGUUAGUGCAGAAAUGGAAGGGAGAUUGGUCCAGCAGAGUCUCAGUGAGACCGAAGAAACAACGAUGCUGUCGGCAUUCCAAAGCGAAUCACAGCAGAACAAUGAUUUUGACUAG